AAGGCUGUUGAACGCGGAGAGUUUCAAGCCUUCAUCCCCCUCUUGCCCUCCCGCUUUCUUGAUCUCCUCGACCCACACUUUCUUUCAACUCAAUAUCCACCUCACUCACUCAUUCCAGACGUCGAAUCCAGGGCAUUUUGUUUCUUUCGCCAGAAGCGUCCAGACAAGCUUUUGUUCGCCAUCUUAUCAGUCAUACGACUAGACCGGAGUUGGAUGGCGCAUGUCUCAGUUGAUUAGCAACGGAUUGAGGCGAACCCUCUCCUUCGAUCGCAUUUGAUCUCACGACUCAGGGCAAAGCUUUUUCAACAGCUCAGGAACACGCCAGCUCAGGCUCCCCAUAUACGUUUGAACGGAAACGUUCCUUCUUGGUCUCGACCGGUUUUACGACAGGAUGCCUUUCGAUUACGAAGCAUACCAAAAGAAAUGCAAUGUUAUGACUGCGGAGCAACUCCAAAAGGAAUGGGAAAACUACACUCGCCAGAUUUCCGCUGGGGCGACCGGGACAGCCACCUCUGUCCUCUUGAUGCCAUACACAGCAGGCAUAUCGCUUGUAGGUCUGGGUGUUUCGGCUCCACGCAUUCAUAAUGCUCGCAAGAAGAUGGAAAUCAUCGAGGCCGGCCUCCAAGCUCGAGGCGCCUCUCCACAUACUCGGAAACGAGACGUGCUGGCCGCCGUAGGUGUAUCGGGAGCGGUCAGUGGCUUGACUCUUGGCAUCGUGCCACCCGGAACGGCUGAUCUGGCCAUCGGAGCUGCAGUUCAUCAUGGACUUGAGUAUGCAAGCACUCAGGCCGCUCUUGGUGGUUCGGGUGCUGUUCUCGUUCAUACUCAUGAUGAGUAUGUCAGGAAGAAAGCAGCAGAAGAUGAGAUCAAGCUUCAGCAGACAAUGGAUCAUUUGAAUCUCGACGGUGCACUGGCAGAAUCUAGUGUGUAUAAUCCGAUGCUGCAUACUUCGCAUACCUGGCCUAUGGACUCUGCAAGCAUAGCAGACACGGUAAAAACUGGACCUGUUGCUACGCCUUUUGUAGAUGAAGACUCGGUAUUGUUUCAACCAACUUUUGACCAUGUCGCGCAGAGCCAGUCUCUUCCGAACCCUCAGCCAAUUCCGAAUUCGAUCAGCCAUGAUGGUGAGCAUGUUCCCCUGACCGAGGCGCAACUGGACAUGUUGCGUAGGAUGGAGCUAUUGCAAUUCGAAAUGGAGAAACGCCGAGCAGGAUUCCAGGAACCUGCAGCCGAACCAUCAUUUCAGCAGGCAAGUCAAGAGCAUGGGUUGACUUCUCCUGCCCAAGUUGACGGUCAAGGCCUUGGGAUCUUGGGACUAAAUCAUCUCCACUCGAGUCCAAUCCUCGCACCUCAACUAUCAAAUCACUUGGCACAGCCAGAGCAGCUCGAUCUUCUGUCAUCGCCACCGCAUUUCGCCAGGCCGAAUCUAUAUCCCCGCUCGGAAAGUCUGCCUGUCAACCUGUCAGCUAUCCAAGAUCGUCCUCGAGACGACCAAGAGGAGCAAUUACCCUCUUACCAACCACAAUAUAUCGCUCCAAUGUCUCAAGUUGAAACGAGUUCCCAGUCAAACAAUUAUACACUCUCGACGAAACCGCCAUUACCACCUCGUAACCAUACACAAGAUAGCGGGUACCAUUCUUUGACAUCGACACCUUCGAUGACCAAUUCCACUCUACAGUCGACAUAUCCCACACAAAAUUUCCUUUCCACACAAGUCUCUUCGCCACAACCUUAUGCUUCCCCAUCCGAUCUAGCCAGGAAGCCUAUGCCUUCAACAAUGGACUCAGGUCUCCACCGUCACAGCCACGUCACCAAAAGACACCGCGCCUCAGAACCAUCAAUAUCGUCUCCUUCAGCAUCUGUUCCGCCAGCCCCUUCUCGAUUGGGCUCCAUACCACCACCUCCUCCAUACACUCAUACUCCUCCACCAAGCGUCGUUGUCACUGCAGAUAGAUGUGAGGUGUCGAAAGACUACUUCAGCCUGCAGAAUUCUGGGGACGCUUCUUCGUCGCCUCGUCCCUCACUUGCCAAGAAAAAGAGUCAGGCUAUCUUGAAGGGGGUGAAUCAAGGGUGGCAGUGGGCCAAAGCUCUACCCAUUCCGGGAGAUUUUAAAGCGAAGGAGAAUAUCGAGCCUGAUUAUGGCCCCUCGCCUGAGAUUCCUGCUGCUUGGAGAGGAGCAUAAGACUUGGAAUCCUUGAUACGAUUACUCGGAUUUGUACCGAUAUGUAUUUUUACGUUGGGUUUAACUUAAUAUUUCCCGUUACUGGCGUUGAAGUGGAUGUUUGAGUUUCGGAGGCUUGGGGCGCGAUAUAGAGUAGUGACUUUAGAAUGAUACCCUAUUCCAUGAUGUGGCGAAUUGACGAAAGUUGCCUUUGUGUUAUAAAUUCAACGAUGUACCCAUAUUCCAAGACGGUCUCUCUAGCCUUCAAAUUUGGGUCUUCGAAUUUCAAAUACUGGUGAUUGAUAUGUGGACAAAGCCCAACCACUCUUUGAUAUUUGCUGCCUUCCUCUUUCAUGUUUUUCUCUUGUUACAGAUGCACUUGUCUAUGGUGUAUUCGGUUUUAAUCGACAGUGUAUGCUGCUGUGGGCUUUUCAAAUCCACAACUCGUCCCAUCUGUAACCAGAACCUUCUCUUCCUCAACCUGCUUAUACUUUCCC
Messenger RNA from Mollisia scopiformis, 2658 nucleotides. RefSeq lists its product as uncharacterized. The coding region runs from base 392 to 2182 and encodes 596 amino acids. The record is from RefSeq and is a predicted model, not a curated record. Lineage: Eukaryota; Fungi; Ascomycota; Leotiomycetes; Helotiales; Mollisiaceae. The transcript has a single exon.